Messenger RNA from Haliotis rubra (blacklip abalone), 2076 nucleotides. Its product is annotated as innexin-19-like. Gene Ontology annotation, cellular component: gap junction; plasma membrane. The record is from RefSeq and is a predicted model, not a curated record. The transcript is spliced from 3 exons. Bases 110 to 1222 code for a protein of 370 amino acids. Gene Ontology annotation, molecular function: gap junction channel activity. NCBI's taxonomy places the organism in Eukaryota, Metazoa, Mollusca, Gastropoda, Lepetellida, Haliotidae.
GGUGAAAGCAUCGCUUGUUGAACAGUAAGCCCGUGGACGGACAAGACAUAUUUCAAAACUCCAGGAUCACUUUCAAAUUUCCAAGUUUUGGGAUCGCUUUAUUACAACAAUGGCUGGCUUCCUGUCAAUAUUUAGACGCGCUUUGGAUCAGGACAUGGUGGACAAUGUGAACGGAUUCUGGUCGGUUCUUCUCUUGGCCCUGUGCUCGGUAGGAGCAUUUCUAGUACGAUACGUUACUGAUCCUAUAAGUUGCUGGCAUCCUGUGCAUUGGACGUCUUCACACAGUUCAUACGCCGACCAGACGUGCUUUCUCACAGACCGUUAUUACGGAACAAACCCAUCUCUUCCUAGCCACCAAGUGCGGGAACCUGUACCCUCCUACCACCUCUGGAUACCACUCAUACUCGUCUUCCAAGCCCUUGCUUUUAAAGUACCGAACACCAUCUGGAACGGCGGCAAACACUUACUCAGUCUCAACUUAGACGAAACUGUAUCGUCCCUGAACAAUGUACAACUGACCAAUGCUGAAAAUCGCCAGGCCAUCUUCAGUGAUGCAGCCCGGGUAUUUGGAAGUCUGCUGAGAAGAAACCGACUUUUUCUGGCUCUUCUGUACCUGUUUGUGAAGCUCCUCUCGUGUGUCAAUCUGAUAGCACAGUUGAUGUUCCUGACAAUAUACUUCAGACAAUACCUGGCAAUCCGUGUUGGUUCCUCUGCAGGUUUUAAUAUGGACUCCAUCAUAAAACCAUUGCUGAUUAAAGAUGUUUUGUGCGACAUCAGUGUGCGUAAGAUGACAAACGUCCAAAUAUUCACAGUUCAGUGCACUCUGCCAAUCACCGAAAUCUAUGAGAAGAUGUUCACAUUCUUGUGGUACUGGGUCUUCCUCCUGGCUGUCAUCACCGUCCUAAAUCUUGUCCUGUGGGCAGGCUAUCUAUUCCUACCGUUCCUAAGAGAUAGCAGAAUAGCUGCCCACGUCAAAGCUGCCAAAGGAUCUAGCCCAGAUGAACACUCUAUAACUCGAUUCAUAAGCAGUUUCCUGGGAAUUGAUGGUGUGCUUAUCUUGUCCAUGAUCUCCCAGAAUUCCAACGAGUUGGUUGCAGCAAAUCUCACCCAACAUUUAUACCAGGUGUUUCAGGAGACGGAGGAAGAACCAGACGUGGACGCUGUCGGACCAGGAGCAACAGGAACCGAAGUAAAUUUACCGAUAAGUGAUCUAUCCUCUUGAGCCGAAAAUCCGGAGAAAGUGCCCAUUGUGUAACAACAUAACUGGUGUGCCACCAAGAGCCAGUAUUUCACGGAAAUGUUUCCUUGUCACGCAUGACGCCCUGGUUAUGUCAAUUGUACGGUACAUUGUGUAGAGACCAUUUUCUCAACUUUGAUAUCUGUGGAUAUAGGGCCCGUAAGUGCAGCGAGGCACUACAUCCGGAAUGAGAUUUCCGGUGACAAGCGUUUUUUCACGAGUUAGUUCUGAUUCCAAUUUGUACGACUGCCAAAUAUGAGGAUCAAGUGUACUACAAGUGGCUGUCACAGCUGUUUAGCCGGAUCAUUGACUAAUUUGGAGAUAAGACGGGAUAUCUCUAUUCCAGCAAGGCUGGGGGGAGGGGGUCACCCAUUUGUUCGGGGGAGGUAGGAUAUUCAUAAGUUAUGUACACGUGUACAAAGGGGUGUCAUAGAUUUUGUACAUGACAUGCAGGAUUUGAGGGGAGGGGGUUGUGUUGUGUAAAUUUGUACAAUUUGGGUGGGUGUGGGUUGUCAUUCACAUUGUACAUGCUUCGCCAUAAAAUUCUUCAUCACUCCUCAGCCAUAAAUUAUGUACGGUCCCUUACUGACAAUUUACAUACUAUUUGAACAGAUAUGAAUACGUGUCUUUACCUAUCAUUUAAUUUUGUCAACUGGUGCAGUUUUAUCGUCCACACGUGUGAUCUUUUAGACAGUGGUAUAACAUGGUAUUGAUGGAAACUCACUGGCAUGGAUUUGAAAUGAAACGUGAAAUACAAUUUACUGAAUGUCUUAGUAAUAACAGGAACGUCAUGUUGUUUUCAUAUUUGACCAUAUUGACUCUGUCAUACCCAUUUUAAA